CCGGGUUAGAAUGAAUAGCAGAGAAUUUCACUGCCUUGCGUUAUUCAGCAAAUGCAGAUCUCUUAGAACCUUGAAGCAAAUCCACGCUUUUACGUUCAAAACAGGCUUAAAUUCCGACCCAUUAGUCGCCGGCAAGCUUCUUCUUCAUUGUGCAGUUACACUUCCUGAUUCUGUUCGCUAUGCUGGACGCCUCUUCCUUGACAUUCGAAAUCCAGAUGUGUUCAUGUACAACACACUCAUCCGUGGACUUUCCGAUUCUGACACCCCCUCUCAUGCCCUUCUACUGUUUGUUGAAAUGCGUCGCAAAUCCAUGGCUUUACCCGAUAGUUUCUCUUUUGCUUUUCUGCUCAAAGCUGCCGCUAAUUGCAGGGCUCUCAGAAAUGGGUUGCAAUUGCAUCGCCAAGCUAUUGGUUAUGGUCUGGAUACCCAUCUUUUUGUUGGGACGACACUGAUCAGCAUGUAUGCUGAAUGUGCAAGUUUGGCCUUUGCACGGCAGGUGUUUGAUGAAAUGAUUGAACCAAAUAUUGUUGCUUGGAAUGCCAUUGUUGCUGCGUGUUUUAGGUGCGAGGACGUUAAGGAUGCAGAGCAAGUGUUCCAUCGGAUGCCCAUAAAAAACUUAACCUCGUGGAACAUCAUGCUUGCAGGGUACACAAAAGCAGGUGAGCUUCGGCUAGCCAGGGAGGUGUUUAUGAAAAUGCCUUUGAAAGAUGAAGUUUCGUGGAGUAGUAUGAUUGUUGGGUUCGCUCAUAAUGGCAGCUUUAACAACGCUUUCGCAUUUUUCAGGGAGUUGCGGCAGGAAGGGAUGAGACCAAAUGAGGUAAGCCUCACAGGUGCGCUUUCUGCAUGUGCACAAGCUGGGGCAUUCGAGUUUGGAAGAAUCCUACAUGGGUUUGUUGAAAAAUCUGGCUUUCUGCAGAUUGUUUCAGUGAGUAAUGCAUUGAUCGAUACUUACUCUAAAUGUGGGAAUUUGGAUAUGGCUCGUUUGAUCUUUGAUAAUAUGCUGGAAAGGAGUGUUGUCUCUUGGACAGCCAUGAUUACGGGGCUCGCAAUGCAUGGCUACGGGGAGGAAGCAAUCAGAUUAUUUAAUGAGAUGGAAGAGUCUAAUAUUAAGCCCGACGGUAUCACCUUUAUAUCCAUCUUGUAUGCUUGUAGCCAUGCUGGAUUGGUUGAUUUGGGAUGUUCUUAUUUUUCAAGGAUGGUAAAUAUUUACGGUAUUGAACCCGUAAUUGAACAUUAUGGUUGCAUAGUUGAUCUUUAUGGUCGAGCUGGUAAGCUGCAGCAAGCUUUUGACUUUGUGUCUCAAAUGCCAGUUUCACCGAAUGAUAUUGUCUGGAGGACACUUCUUGGAGCUUGUGGCAUUCAUGGUAACUUAGAACUGGCAGGGCAAGUAAAGAGGCGACUCUUCGAACUCGACCCCGAAAACUCUGGAGAUCAUGUUCUUUUGUCAAACAUUUAUGCAGUUGCGGGGAAAUGGAAGGAUGUUGCCACUUUAAGAAGAUCAAUGACUCACCAGAAACUUAAGAAAACUCCUGGUUGGAGCAUGAUUGAAGUCGAUAGAAUCAUGUAUAGUUUUGUUGCAGGAGAAAAGCAAAAUGACAUAGCAGAAGAGGCACAUCAAAAACUAAGGGAGAUAAUGUCGAGGCUGAGGAUAGAAGGAGGUUAUGUUCCAGAAGUUGGAAGUGUAUUGCAUGAUAUAGAAGUGGAAGAAAAGGAAGACUCUGUUUCACAGCACAGUGAGAAGCUAGCAGUUGCUUUUGGGAUGGUGAGGCUGCCAAGAGGAAGAAGUAUAAGAGUGGUGAAGAAUUUAAGAAUUUGCAGGGACUGUCACACUGUGAUGAAGCUGAUUUCUAAGGUGUAUGAAGUAGAAAUUGUGGUGAGAGAUAGAAGUCGGUUCCACUCUUUCACACAUGGUUCAUGUUCGUGCAGAGACUACUGGUAAUUAGUUGAGUAAACUAGAGUUGAAAUUAGCAUCCUAUGCUAGAAGGGAAAACCUGCAAAUAAGCUGAUAUCAGAAUCAAACCAGAAAACUGAUAACCUGCUACAUCAAUGGAGUUGCAACACAUCACUGGUCCUUGCAAAAGUUAGCAAGCCCAAAGAAUAUUGUUGAGUAAUAUAUUCUUUUUUGGAAGGUUACAAUCCUAGAAAAGGGGAAUUCAAUUCUAUAGUGCAGAAGGGGAGGUACUAGGUAUAAAUUCUGACCUCUAACUUUGGGAGAGUCGGUGGUCCAUUAGAGAUUGUCAUAUUGUGUUGUAGGUUUACGGAUGUUGAUCAUUGAAAUUGAAGUGCAAUAGGUUAAGAUAUUAGUCUUAUAUGCAUGCAACCAUGUGGUUCCACUUAGCGAUAGGUUUUGUUGGUAUUGCUGCUCGUUUCUACUUUUCAACAUUUUUCCGCUUCCAUAUUUUGUUUAUGUUCUAGCCUCUCUCACCUUGUCAGUUCUUGUGGUAACUUCCCACCUUCUAUAAUCUGCUUGUGCCUGGCCUCUCGUAUCUCAUAUACAUCCUCUCAAAAUAGUUCUUCUUUUAGAUUUUGCAUUUCAACAAUAUUUUCAGUUCAAAACUAACAUUUUCUAGUAUCAAAGCAAAAAGAGGUACUACUUGCAUCAGGAGUUGGUUUGUGCUAGGGUUUCAUCUUAUGCUGGUCGAAUGCAAAUGAAGGCAUAAGUUCGUGAUCCACAAUUCACACCUCUUUCCAAACAUCAAACCAUCCAUUAUAGAGAGAAUUGAGAAGGCCCUAAUAUUUUCCUUAUUGUUCCUCUUAUGAAGUGCUGAGUGUGGCAGAUGGGCUGUUGGAUUAAAGCUUUGGUUAAAAGACCUCUGGUUGUGAGUAGAGUGUGUCACGGUCAUGCUUGUCCAAAACGUGUUGUCCAUGGCCACUUUUCGUUAGAGGCCAAAACUCUUGUCUCAUACCACUU
Molecule: messenger RNA, 2911 nt
Organism: Cucurbita pepo subsp. pepo (vegetable marrow)
Lineage: Eukaryota; Viridiplantae; Streptophyta; Magnoliopsida; Cucurbitales; Cucurbitaceae
Product: Tetratricopeptide repeat (TPR)-like superfamily protein
Biological process (GO): RNA modification
Molecular function (GO): zinc ion binding; protein binding; RNA binding
Source: RefSeq, a predicted model, not a curated record